AUUUUGAGAGAGUGAUCGCCAUAUCGCUCGGCCUUCGGGGAGCUGUUGUCAGAUUGGAAAAAAUUUAUAUAACCUUAACAAAAUGGGUUGUUGUAAAAAGAAAUGUUUGCCAUCAACGAAUAUUGUACCGGCUACAAUUGCAUACAUAUUUCUCAUUGGAACAACGUCUCUAUUUUUUGUAUUUAUUGUUCCAGUUCUAAAAGACACAUAUUCAAUACUUAUACCUAUUUAUGAUGGCAUCUUAUUUUUAUUUGUUCUUGGAAAUUUUCUUCUGGCAACGUUCGUUGAUCCUGGAGUAAUCCCACAAUCCAAAGGGGAUGAAGAUAAAGAGGAGGAAACGAGGGCGCCCUUGUACAAAGUAGUUGAGAUUCAGGGUUACCAAGUGCGGAUGAAAUGGUGUUCAACAUGUGGGUUCUACAGGCCUCCUCGCUGUUCACAUUGCUCUGUGUGUAAUCACUGUAUAGAAAAAUUUGACCACCACUGUCCGUGGGUAAAUAACUGCAUUGGACGUCGGAAUUACAAGUACUUCGUUCAAUUUCUUCUUUCACUGACUAUCCACAUGGUAUCAGUAUUUACAUUUACACUUCUUUACAUCCUGACAAACAAGGACAACCUUAAAUCUACGGAGAGUAUUGUUGGGUUCUGCACUCUUGGCAUAGUAGCUUUGACAGCAUUUCCAGUGUUUGGCCUAGCAGGCUUCCAUAUGUCCUUAGCAACAAGAGGGAGGACUACCUAUGAGCAGGUAACAGGCAAGUUUAGAAGCGGUCAUAACCCAUUUGAUAUGGGAUGUUGGAAUAACUGUGGGGAUGUUUUCUGCAUUCCUUGGAAGCCAAGAUAUCUAGGCUACAAGGGAUGCACUUUGACGUUAGCAGCUCUUUAUGCCCCACAACCACUCAAGAACCUGUCUGAGAGUGAGAUACGGAUCAACGUUAGUGGUAACGGUGCUCCCCCAGCCUUCCACGGCACCAACCAUUACAAUAAUAUCCAUUCACCUGGGAAUCAUGCUGUCAUGUACGGAAAGCCUCAUUUCAGAGAUGAAAGCCAGAGCUUGGAUACAGAAGAGGAAGAGCCACCCCCAUACCCUAGGACACCUUUACGUCAAGAUUUCCAGCACUUACGUGAAAUGGCACAAUUAACUCAACCACUUGCCAGUCGUCAGGAUGGACGUAGCGGUGAUAAAACGCCCCCGAUGUAUGAUUAUAACCCCAUUGAAAGCCUGCAGAGCCCAUCGUCUCGUCGACAACAAAAAGACAGGAUGGAACAGCCUUCUGAAUAUGAUUAUCACAUGGAAAAAAAUAGAGGACAUGCUUUACCACCAGUAGAAAUGGGAUCAGAUCCCAACUCUGGAAAACCGUCAGGACGUCGCCAGCAAAUACAACUCGAACAAUCGCGAGUACGCCGUCCAAUUUCGUUUGUGACGGCGCUUGAAAUGAGCCGUGAAGCCGAGGAUAUGCAGAAGGCACAGUCGCCGACAAAACAGUCCACAUCAAUGAAGCCCAAGGCCAAUGGACGUAGCCAAAAUUGGCGUGGUAACAGGGAACCAAAACCUGGCCAGGCUUACCGUAUGCAAGACUCCACCUCUCCACAUAUGGGCUCACAGACUUUUGAAGUCUCUGUAUAAAAUCCAGUCUGGACCAAAACACAAUGGUGUUGUCAAAAACCUGUGAAAAUAUAUCUUAUUUUUGCUCGGAGAUAUAAUAAUAUUUGAAAGUAAAUCAUGCAAUAUAAAUAAAACAAAGAGUAUAAGAAGAGGUUGUAAAAAUGUUGAUGUAUGUAAGUCCAUCCCUCCUUUUAACACCCUAGUACAGUGGGAGACAUACAGAAUAUAGUGCAAGGCAGUUUAGUAUGUUGAUGCAAGAAGACAUGGAAUUUUGUGGCUUGGCACAUAAGCAAGAUAUAUUUGCAAUUCUAGAAGCAUAUAGGUGAAUAGAUGAUUACUGGCUAGUUCCAAGAGGUAUUAUUUGUGAAUCUAUGCUAUGGUGUGGUAUGCAUUUGGUAUACUAGGCCAUGGCUAGUAUGUUUAUAUAAGAGUGGAUUCAUUUCAGUCAGUUUUUGACCUGAUAUAAAAAUAUAACAUAAAAGCCAACGUCUACAUUUCGAGAUAAUGAGCUCAGCAUUUGUGAUGGUAAUCCCAUUUGGAUUUUGUUUUCAUUCUAUUUAUAAAUUUUAAUGCUGUGUUAUUGUUUCUAGUGAAUAUUACAUGUACAUUGUAAAAGAUUUUACCCCUUUCCUCUCUACGGGUAUAUAAUUAGCAAAUAGCUAAUUUAUCUUUAGAAAUACCUUUCGGAAAUUUGUCUUCAUUAACAUCUUGUUGUAUUUUCAAUUGUAAAUUCAAAAAAUACCUAUUUGUUUCCAAGUCUUCAAUAUGUUUAUUUAUCAUAAUGACUGUACAAACAUUACUAAAUGAAAAAUUUCUGACUUCCCCACCCCCUACCAAGACAUUUCUUAUUGUGUACCUACUUUCACAUCAACAUCGACACCUCCCCCCCCCCCUUCUGUUAUUAUGUCAUUGUGGCGUAUGAUUGAGGGGGGUAUUGUAAAUAGUAAAGCUAGACAGACUCUUUGUACCUGGUGAUCAGUGAAAGCAGCAUUUUGGUUGAUUCACAGUUUGAUAUGAUGGAACACUUCCUGGUGAAGUUGUGUUAUUUGUAUGAUAGCAAAAUUUAGUGUACUGUACUGCAGACAUAUAAUAUUGAUAAGCAAUUAAUUUAUUUUUAUUUAAACCUAAUAUGGAGCAUAAACUUAAUUGAUAAGAUUAAUGUUGGUAUAGUUAGUGUUCUAAUCUGUAUCAUAACAAACCAUAUAUUAGCACUGUUAAAUUUUACUUAGUUUAUAAGAGGUGUCACCCCCUCCUCUUCCCCCCCCCCUCUUAUAUCGCCAUAGAGUGUUUAAUUAUUGUUAUCAUAUGGUGCUUAAGAAGUAGAAUGUCCAGUACACACUGAACAUCUACAGUGUACAUUUAUCAUUCUAUGACCCUCAAUAAUAAUUCACCAUAAUUUUCCAAUUUACCUCCUGGAAAAAAAUGUUUUAAUUAAAUCAAAAAGCUGAAUUUUAUAAUACAAA
Anneissia japonica is the source of this 3063-nucleotide messenger RNA. Its product is annotated as palmitoyltransferase ZDHHC5-like. Gene Ontology annotation, biological process: protein palmitoylation. The transcript has 8 exons. The record is from RefSeq and is a predicted model, not a curated record. Bases 83 to 1621 code for a protein of 512 amino acids. Lineage: Eukaryota; Metazoa; Echinodermata; Crinoidea; Comatulida; Comatulidae. Gene Ontology annotation, molecular function: palmitoyltransferase activity.